Cyprinus carpio (common carp) is the source of this 2546-nucleotide messenger RNA. RefSeq names its product transmembrane protein 144-like. Gene Ontology annotation, biological process: carbohydrate transmembrane transport. Gene Ontology annotation, molecular function: carbohydrate transmembrane transporter activity. Gene Ontology annotation, cellular component: membrane. The record is from RefSeq and is a predicted model, not a curated record. Lineage: Eukaryota; Metazoa; Chordata; Actinopteri; Cypriniformes; Cyprinidae.
CGAGAUAUGUCUAUGUGGUUAACAAUCAUGUGAUCCUGCCUGUCAGCUGACACGGAAGUAAAAGUCACACUUAUUCAUUGAGCCGCUCUCGCUCGGAAUAGUUUAUUCCGGCGAUCUCCGCCUAAAAGUAGCUUUUAUCGAUAUUUGUUUAAUUGUUUGAAUGCUGUUGCGUGUGUCCCUUUAAGAUGAAUCCUCGCGUGGCCGCGCUCAUCAUUGUGCUCCUCUGCGCGCUCUCCACCGGCGCCGCGCAACACCUGGACACAGAACGGCUGUCAGACGGUCCGCGCGCGUCCGCGGAGCUUCAGCGAGAAUCCAACAGCACCAACUCGUCUGAUCUGACUUACGGAUUCAUAUCCUGCGCCGUAGCAGUGGUCUUCUUCGGGAGCAACUUCGUACCAGUGAAGAAGAUAGAGACUGGUGAUGGCAUGUUUUUCCAGUGGAUUCUGUGCGCAGCUAUAUGGACGGUCUCUCUAGUGGUGAACAUCAUUCUACAUAGUCCAAAGUUUUGGCCUCUUGUUAUGCUGGGAGGAGCAAUCUGGGCUACUGGUAAUAUAACUGUAGUUCCUAUCGUAAAGACUAUUGGGCUUGGUCUUGGUCUUCUCAUAUGGGCUUCGUUUAAUCUGCUUUUAGGUUGGGCCAGCUCACGGUUUGGUUGGUUUGGUAUUGGUGCUGAGAGUGUUUCCAAACCAGUUCUGAACUCCUGUGGAGCAGGUCUUUGUUUACUUAGUGCCAUAGUUUUUUUCUUUGUGAAGACUGAUGUUCAAAGAUCUGCAACAUCUGAAGAAACACCAUUACUAAUAGACCAUGCUGUGAACUCUGAAUCUGUGGUGGCAACAGAUGAUUCCUGGGUGGAUGCAUUAACACCACGCACCAAACGUCUUGUUGGAUCGUUUCUGGCUGUUGUCGCUGGACUGCUGUACGGAACGUCAUUUGUUCCAGUUCUGUACAUUAAAAACCAUGCCUCAGAUCCAGACAGCCAGUACAGUGGGGCAAGCCAGUUUGAUCUGGAUUACGUCUUUGCACAAUAUAGUGGGAUUUUCCUCACUAGUACAGUGUAUUUCGUCCUGUACUGUGCCAUCAAAAAAAACAAACCUCAAGUUUUUCCUAAAGCAGUGCUGCCAGGAUUCCUUUCUGGUAUCAUGUGGGGUGUAGCCACGUGCUGCUGGUUCCUGGCCAACAAUUACCUCAGUGCUGUAGUGAGCUUCCCUAUCAUCACCACAGUUCCUGGAUUGAUUGCAGCUCUUUGGGGUGUUGUAGUGUUCAAAGAAGUGAAGGGUUGGCGAAAUUACAUUGUCCUCAUCGUUGCUUUCUGUCUUGUUCUAUCUGGGGCAUUACUGACUGCAUUUUCAAAGAUUUAAACCUAUUUUUAGACAACAGCAAGAAAUGUGAAGAACAAAACUUAGGCUGAGUUAUUUAACACUUUUAAGUUUUUCUUUAAAAUCACUUCUGCUGUUUUAAAUAUUUUAAAUACUGCCAAUGAGAGAUUUAUCAUGCAGCUGAACAUACUGAAGUGAAAAUAUAUAGUUUAUAUCAGGGAGGGAAAUGGUCCUAAAAUAGAUAAGAUACUUGAAAUGUUCUAGCAAUAUUAGCACAGAUUUUAUGUUAAUGUUACUGGGAACACAAUUCACUAUGUUUGUGUUGUAUUUGCAGUAACAUACUUUUUAAAAGUCAUGUUUACACUCUAAUGGACCUCAUUUCACUGUAUGUUUGCACAUGUAAUGUUUGUUUAUAUAUAUAUAAUGCAUAAAGACAAUGAAGCCUAUUUUAAAACCAUUUAAAACUAAUUUUAAAAAAAGUUUUUGCAUGACAUUUUUUUUGCACAUUUUACAAUUUGAUUUCUUUAAGUUUUUGUAUUUCCAAUUAUUCCUAAUGGUGAUUCUCGGUACUGUAAUACAGUAUUUUUUUAUUUUACUGUAUAUUACAAUUAAAUCCUGCAGUGCAGUGAUUAUAAAUAUUUACUUUUUCAUGUACAGUAGUACAUUUGCAAUGAUAUUGCAUUACAAUAAAUAUCAUGUAAAUAUACUAUAUUACAAAACAAAUAAAUGUUGUGAAUGUCACCAUGCAAAAAAGUUCAUGGUUUUAAGAGUAGGCUUUGUUUUAUUGUAUAUAAUCUCUUAAGUAUGUUAUGUAACUUCCUUUUUUCCUUUCUUUUGAUUUUGUAAUGGAAGUCAUGAUUUUUUUUGUCAUUUUUGUGUGUUCUUUAGAAGUUUCACCCAUUUAUUGAUCAGUGGAUUGCUGAUGGGUUUUUAUUGUUGCCAAAUUGUGUCAGAGGCCUUAGAUUUUAUUUGUUGAUUUUUAACUUUACUAAAAGGGAAAUGAAAUUACAAAUGCAAAGUUAAUGGAUCUGUGGGUAGCUGGAAAAUAAUUGAAAACUGUUGAUACAGCAUGUUAUAAAGGAAGAUAAAAGCACUGAAUAGAAAAAAAUAAAAUAAAAGUAAUGUAAGGGAGAUACAGUGCUGGACUGCCAUGCCAGGAGAUAAAGGAAGACCAAAUCUGAAUGUACUAAUGUUUAACAAAACGUGUUUUAAUAAAAUAUGCAUAAUGUG